Messenger RNA from Lactuca virosa, 336 nucleotides. The record is from the annotation of a GenBank genome assembly. NCBI's taxonomy places the organism in Eukaryota, Viridiplantae, Streptophyta, Magnoliopsida, Asterales, Asteraceae.
AUGUGGAGAGGGCUCUUAAUAUUUCUACAGCUGCUCACGCAAGGUACACUUAUUGCUGUAGAGCUGGCAGUGUGGUUCUUUCUGCAAAACCAGUUGGAGACAAUGAAGGAAUCAUUGGCCAUGGUCCAAAACACAUACACCAGCAUCAACGAAGCAAGGCAGAAUAUGAUAAAAGAAGCUCCAGUGGAAAUGUCAUACAGGCACGUUGUCAUCACCGAAUCCUUCAUCAACAACCUCGACCAAGACACCGUGCUCAUGCUCGACAUGUUCCAAGCGAUGCAGGAGAACAUGAGUGCAGCAACAGACAUCUGCAAGAAAAUCAUUCACGACCACUAA